GACCUCAGAGGCAUUGCUCUUUUCUGAUUGAUUCAGUAAAGGAGGAAGCGUGUUGGGGAAGGUGGCAAUAAAAGGCGCUGAAUAAUUAUAACGUUGAAAUAUCAUGAAUUGAUCCGAAAUUUAUGAUUUUAAUUUAGGGAAAAGAGAACUCUGGAUGCAUUUGAAGAAAGAACUCAUUUUAACAGGGGGUGGUGACUGAUACUACUAUCUGCAGCUGUUAAUAUGUCAAGUACCUCUCCCGGAAGGCAGAAACGCCAGGAGGAAAUUCAGAAAGGCCUGCAUUUUAUUCAAUCUCCCUUGCCUUAUCCAGGAACUCAAGAUGAAUAUGAGACUUUUCUGCACCAGCUGGUUAAAAACCUACUGGAGGAAGGGAACGGCCUGUACAGAGAAAGUGAUUAUAAACUAGCCCUGGCCCAGUAUGUAGAAGCUUUGAACGUAGCGCAGUAUGCAGAAUCAGAUGAGGUGGUAAUCUCGCAGCGUCUGCUCGAGAAGCUGUAUGUUAAUAGAGCUGCCUGCUACUUUAGUAUGGGUAUGUACGAGAAAGCUUUGGAAGACUGUGAGAGCACACUAAAGCUCAAUGAAACUAACUAUCGGGCACUUUAUCGGAAAACACAAGCUCUCAAUGCGUUAGGAAGGCAUAAAGAAGCUUAUGAAUGCAUUGCUAAGUGCUCCUUUGCUGUUCCACAGGAUGAAAAUGUCGUGAAAUUGACACAAGAACUGGCGCAGAAACUGGGGCUAAGGAUCCGUAAAGCAUAUAUCAGAGCUCAGCAAGGCAUAGAUACAGUGGGCCUGACAGAGACUGGCCACUCAGUGAACAGUAGCCAGGUCUCCAUAAAUGGCACAAGUGGCAUUGAUGAUAUAGAAUCAGGUUCACCUUUGGAGCUCCCACGUAUCCCUGUUCCAGCCACUAUUCCUGCACCAGUCAGUGAAGUUUCAGUCCCCAUUUCAUCAGUUUCUGUUAGUAUCCAGCAAUCACAGACACAUCCUACUCUACUGAAAACCCCUGUUGGUGAUGGGGUCUCUCUCUCAGUGCCUGAAACCACAGAGGAAUUUCCAGAUGAGGAAAUAAUUGGAGAAGAACUGGACACAUUGUUGGAUUCCAUUGGGGAGGCAAAUGAUUUUCCCAUGACCUCAGUGGCUGGGACUGUUCCGACAAACCUACCCAGUGACAUGCCGCGUUUACUUCCCAUCUUUCGCACCGGUAGCCCGGUCCUCCCAUCUGCCCUGAAGGGGAACAUUGGCUCAAAGGUUUCACUCCCAUCAGCCUAUCCAAUGCUUUCUGUCCAGAAGAUGGACUCCCUGGAUAGCAUCGUUCCGAACACAAUCGUAAAUAGUUUGGAUUCUUUGGACCUACUCCCUGCAACAGAAUCUCGGCCUGCUUCAAGACCAAUGACACCAAACAGCAAUCAAAGUAUCUCCAGCAGCUUUGCACUGGGUAAGCAAUCCAACAGCCUGUCCUCCUUGAGCAGUUCCUCAACAUACCUUGGAGCAGUGCGAGGAGACAGUGGGUCGUUCUUGUCAUCAUCAUCGCCACUGACGAAGAACCCACUCAGUGACACACAUGACCUGCGCCAGGCUUGCGCCAGCUGCUUCGUUAAAAUAGGCGUUAAAGCAUUAGAUUAUAAUUAUAACCCUGACCUGGAUCACAAGUGUGGAAAAGAUAUAUUGAUUGGAAGAUUGAAGAGUUCAAGAGACACACGGUGGAAGAAAAUCAGGCCUCGGCCUACCAAGAAUAAUUAUGGGGGGCCGUACUACAUUUGUAAAGAUAUUGCAAGUAAAGAAGAUUGCAAAUAUGGGGACCAGUGUACAUUUGCUUAUUGUCAAGAGGAGAUAGAUGUUUGGACUCUGGAACGUAAAGGAGCCAUAAACCGCGAGCUACUCUUCGAUCCACUGGGAGGUGACACGAGAGGCAGCCUCACAGUAGCUAAACUGCUGAAGGAACAUCUUGGCUGCUUUAUGUUCCUUUGUGAGGAAUGUUUUGACAGUAAACCCAGAUUGAUAAGCAAGAAAGCUAAGGACAGCACAUCACUCUGCUCUAAUCCAGAUGCUAAGCACAACUUUGAAGAUAAUAAGUGCUUGGUCCACAUGCUGUGUGGCACAACAGUGAAGUACUCCAAGAUCCGGCAGUACCAGGACCACUGCCAGUUCGAUGUGUGCCGACACGAGGUACGUUAUGGGUGUCUACGGGAGGACAGCUGUAACUUCGCGCACAGUCUCAUCGAGCUGAAGGUCUGGGUGAUGCAACAGAGUUCAGAGAUCACGCACGAAGAGAUUGUGCAGGAGUCCACGCAACACUGCCUGAAUGUGGAAGCUAGUGCGAGUCGAGCACAGGUGCCAUCUGGAGCUGGCAAGGCAGCCUCGCUGGGCAUGAAGAUGAAAUUUGUUUGCAGCCAGUGUUGGAGGAAUGGGCAGGUCGUUGAACCAGACAAGAACCUCAAGUAUUGCAGUGCUAAAAUACGACAUGGAUGGACUAAGGAGCGGCGAGUAAUGCUGGUGAUGUCGAGUGAGCGGAAGAAGUGGGUUGCUAUCCGCCCAUUGCCUUCCUGCAGGAACAUCCCACAGCAGUAUGAUUUGUGUACACAUGUUGCCAAGGGGAAGAAAUGCCAGUAUGUUGGAAACUGCUCGUUUGCCCACAGUCUUGAGGAGCUUGAUGUCUGGACAUACAUGAAGGAAACUAAAAUGUAUGACAUGCAGCAGGUGUAUGAGAUGUGGCUGAAGAACCAGAAGCCAAUGAUGACUGGGGAGCCCACUGAGUUCAGCACUAAGCAGAGUGAGAAGCAGAUCCACAUGCCCACUGACUACGCCGACGUGGGGCAAAUUGGCUACCACUGCUGGCUUUGUGGGAAAAACAGCAACAGUGAGAAGCAGUGGGCGAAACACAUCACGUCGGAAAAACACAAAGACAAGGUGUUCAAUUCCGAGGAUGAUCAGAACUGCUGGCAACAUCGUUUCCCUAUGGGAGAGUUUAAACUGUGUGAGAGACAAAGGAAGAAAUCCUGUCCUGAUGGUGAUCAAUGUCAAUUUGCCCACAGCCAGUCAGAGCUGGAAGAGUGGAUUGAACGCAGGGAUUUAAUGAAAAUGAAGUUUGCCAAAGCCAGGAAGGACAUGCUGAUCGCACCAGACGACAAUGAUUUUGGCAAAUACAGUUUUUUGAUGAAGGACUUAAAUUAAUGGAUAAAACUGGUUCAAUUUAAUUGUUGCUGCAACACUUUUAAAUUUUAAAGAGAAGAAAAUUGCUUUUGGUAAAAUGAUGGGUACAGUCCUGAACCGUGACCUUAUUACACCGAGGUAAUCCCUGUUGCCUUGCGCGCUGCGUUUUUCUCUCGUGUUUAAAUGCAGCUGUAACAAAGGCAGGAGCAGCUUUAAAUUGAGACAGAAAAGAAAGUGCUCACAGCUGUUACAGAUGUGUAGGAUGUUCCUGGGGUUAGGCAGGGUGGGAGGCGAGGGUUUGGGGUUCUGUGUACAGUGUGACGGAUUGAUUUGUGAACCUACGUUACAUUUAUACCCACAGGGACAGUUUUAUGAAUCUAUGAGAAGCUGAGCUGAGCCAUUGUGACUAGAAUCUCGAGGAUAAAUGCACUGAAUUAGCUGACAGCAAAUGGUGUGACCGUAUAGAGGAAGGAACUCCAAUGGCAUGAGGGACUGAGGGACCAGGAUUUCUCCUGAUAGGUAACCCCCGAUAUUUAGUUCCUAGUCUGUAGCACACCAUUAUGACCAUCAAGCAGUGAGAAACAAGUACACUGACCAUAGACAGUGGGAGGGCUUUUCCCUGUGAUAGGGCAGAAAGUUUGCAAUAACCUAAGUUGAAGAAUCAGUGAGAAAAUUAACUCCUAACUCUGUUGACAUGAGAAACGGCAGAAUGGCUUACAUUAUCACUCUUUUAUGUAUUUAUCUUCCUGUAGCAGAGCUAUUUGGAAAACAACUUGUUGUAGCCCACCAGAGCUGUUGAUGUGCAGUUGAGCAGUCGGUCCAGUGAUAAUGCUGAAUAAACACUGUUACUGGAAGAUCUCAGCAGGUCUGGCAGCCUCUGUGAAGGAAAAUAACAGUUAAUGUUUCGGGUCCCUUCCUUAGAACUGAGGAUUGGUAACUGGACCUGAAACAUUAACUUUUCUUUUCUUCACAGAUGCUGCCGAACUUUUGUUUUUGUUCCUGAUUUACAGCAUCCACAGUUCUUUUGGUUUUUAUUCAGUGACAAUGCUGAACUGAGUCUGCGUCUGCCCAUUGCGUCUGUUGCGUUGCGUUCACAAAAUAGAUAGGGCAGUUUCUACAAGGUUUCAACUAAUGCACUGCCCUGUCGCCCCUCUCCCAUUUCCAUCCCUGUAGUUGCCGAUAUCCUCCUACAUCCACACAUGCGGGUUGUUAAUUCUUAAUGUGUGAGCCCAGGCUCUGAGGUUAGGAGAAUGUAAAGCUGGUUACUGUAUUCACCAUGUACUUGUACAUGUGUCGUGGAAGAGCAGAGAGAAUCCACUGAGUAACAACUGGGUGAAGAAACUCCGCUCAAUUAGUUUUAAUCUCCCUCCGCUCACCCCCCACCUAUGCCAGUGACAUUGAGGCUUGAAGCAAAGUAUUGUCAGCACAAGAUCCACCUAAUCCAGGCCAUGACUUCCCCUGGUCCUAACUGAGUCGUGUGUUGGUUAUAUCAACUGGGUCAUGAAGCAAGUUUUGGUUCAUUGAACAGAAAGCUCGUGAUAUAAAUCACAGUUUUAAUCAUUGAAGCUAGAGGAAGUAAAGGUGACUUUUUGAAAGGAUGAAUUAAAUGAACCAAAAUAUCUUUAUCUUCCAAUUGUACCUGUUGGUGUAAAUAAAAAGGAAAUGGGAGGAGAGGGAAUGUUCUCAAUCAGGAACGUUUCUCCCUUCCACCACUCCCAUCCACCAAAGGCACUUUCUGUUUUAAGUUUGCUUGGCUUGUUCUGAUUAACUUUUACAACUGGGAAAUGCAAGUCAAUUUGUACCGAAGAAUAUAUCAUAAAAGAUCAUUUAUUUCUUUCAACUGGUGUUAGAAGUUCAGGAUGCAGCUGUUUGUGUGUCCCUCUGUCUAUAUCUCGUUUUUCUCUCUCAUUAACUUCAACUUGUGUUCUUUGCCAAAAACCAGCCAAGUCUCCCUGCCUCUCCGAACAGUCCAUUCUGUAUAUUCACUGCUUCUAUGUAAGGUUCCAUACAAACCUCAUUCUGUCUUUCCUUAUCUCAAUCUAUUAGCAUAUCCCUCUGUUUCUUCCUCCAAUUCGUGUAUUCAUAACAUCUAUUCUAUUUGCCUUCAAAAUAUGCUAUGUGAAAGUGAGUUCCACGUUUUGAUCACUUGCACAAAAAGAUUUCUCCAAAGUUCAUUUCAAUUCAAUAAUGUAUUUUUAUAUUUGAGAUUGAGGAUAAGACUUUACAAAAGUGGAAAUAUUCUUUACUACGUCAGCCCGGUUGCAUUCUUUGUCAUUUACCUAUUCCCACCUGGAGCUAUUCCAUUCACCUUUCAUUAUGCACAUUAUUUUAAAUUGGGUCACCUUGAAACCAUAUAUUUUUUGAGAGAAAAGAGCUAUCUGUGAAACUACAGGUGCAAAUUGAUACAUUAUUGUACACCCAUUGCCUGUAAACACUAUUGCUCAGUUCUUCCAAGUCAAUGUUCCCACUCCUCUCGCUGUUUCAUUUGCACCACUCCCAUCCUAUUGAUUCAAAGUGAAAUGUUAGGACUUAAGUAUAAUCCAUAUUUUUAACUGCUUGGUGCAUUUAACUCUCGCUCGUUCACACUCUCUGACCCAAGGCUGUCUUAAUCUAGACCAAACUAAUACAUGGUGCAGUGUGAAAUGAUGUUGUUGGAUAUUUAUAACGUCGUGUUCUAGAGAAUGUAACAUUACAGAAGAAUCUAAUAUUUCAUGGAGUAGUGUAGACAAUGCAGUGUGAGGAAUGAGGAACUCCUUCAGUGCUAAACCCUUCGCCGAACUGGAAUGUCUCAUUGGUAGAUGAACAGGAGGCUGGAAGAGCACAGCAAA
Molecule: messenger RNA, 5978 nt
Organism: Stegostoma tigrinum
Lineage: Eukaryota; Metazoa; Chordata; Chondrichthyes; Orectolobiformes; Stegostomatidae
Product: zinc finger CCCH domain-containing protein 7B-like
Exons: 23
Coding region: 223-3171 (982 amino acids)
Biological process (GO): miRNA processing
Molecular function (GO): protein binding; miRNA binding; metal ion binding
Source: RefSeq, a predicted model, not a curated record